This is a messenger RNA of Lachancea nothofagi CBS 11611, 783 nucleotides long. The record is from the annotation of a GenBank genome assembly. NCBI's taxonomy places the organism in Eukaryota, Fungi, Ascomycota, Saccharomycetes, Saccharomycetales, Saccharomycetaceae.
AUGCUCGUUGAAUUAAUACUUUCUCUCUGUUGUGCACUGUCGAUUUCAGCGCUACCCUCUUUAAAUGAUGAUGGAAAUUUGGGAAUACUGUCUAAUACCACAGGGUGCAUAGAUUUAGAUGUUAGCCAUCUUCUCAAUUAUGCUGAGAUUAACUCUCGGGCCAAUGGCACAACUAGUGUUAGCUACUGUGUUGUUAAUAACUACAAUGAGAUCAGCGAAGUUGUCCGCGAUUAUACGUAUGCCUUAAACUAUGGUGAUAUGGAUGCAGCGUUGGUUCUGUACAAUAUUCUGGCAACCACAGGAGUCGCAACUGAGCAGCAUCUUGACCCUGAGUCCGAAAUACUUCGCGAUUCCAAGGCAGCACUAGGAAAACUGUCUGGUUUGAAGAAAAGAGACGUUACCUACAGCAAAUAUGACGACUAUGUGAAUGCGUACAAAGAUGCGUCACCGGCUGCCGUUUUAGACAAGAGGACUGUGUCAUACACGAUUACAUGUGAUAAAGCAAACGCACCUGGCCUAGGUGACUGCUAUAACCUUGAAUUUAGUAUUCAGAACUCUCGCAUCGACUUGAAUGGAAAUAUGCGACGUGAGCUUCAAUCCGGCACAUGUUGGGCUUCGUGGAGCGUAGCUGGCGAAUUCGAGGAGAGUGAUUUGUAUAACGCAAUCAAGGAUUCGAUUUCCACGUGCGUGAAGUAUGGAUUGUCAGCGAUAGCUAAGGGCGUGCAACUGGCAAGCUUACGGUGCAACCAGUGUACAUCAAGCAGAGGGACUGGCUGUAAUUAA